CGGCUCACUGUAGGUCAUGCUCAGCACGGAGCUCUUACAUCAGUCCUCAACACAAAUUCCUUCUGAGGGUCAGACGUACUUUCUGCUGAGAGUAUUAGGAGUGUUUUUCAGUUCCAGUUCAGUUAUUGUGUCCUUAAAGCUAACAAUGGUUCUGUCAAGUAUGGAGUAUGCAAAAACUUUAGUUCCUACAUCUUUAAUGAGGUCUGUGUCGUUGGUACAGAACUCUCUGGCACAGCGUAUGCUGUCUCCUCCACAGCCCCGUCCAUACAGGGUUUGCACACCGCACCGCCGUGGGAGAAAGGGUUUCAUGGCUACAUCUCUGGAAGACCUCAUAGACAAGGUGGCCAGUUCUUUCCUAGUAACCUGUCACGUAUUCACUCUGGUGCUUGAGGAUGAUGGGACCGUGGUGGACUCUGAAGCCUUUUUUCAGUCUCUGCCAACUAACACUGUGUUUGUGGUUGUAGAGAAAGGGAAAGUUUGGACCCCAAAUAAACAGGUUCUGCCGAGUUUCACUCAACCAAAAAGGAAAGGAAUCGCCCAUCUGAGCUUUGACCUGUACAAACUGGACCCACAGGAUUUUCUGGGCUGUCUUACUAUUAAAGCCACACUUUAUGAAAUAUAUACACUCUCAUAUGACAUUCACUGCUACAGAGCCAAGGAGAUAUUAAAGUCUUUUUUGCGAUGUAUCCUGAACGCAGCCAGAGUGGCAGGCCAUGUUCUUCUCUGUAGCUCCACGUAUGGAUUACGGCAAAUUGAGGAAGAGGAAUACUCUCGAUGAGCUUUACAUCACACUACAUAUAGUUACUCACUCCUUACUCCUGCACAAUGAUUGUUUUACGGUGAGGGAUGAGUGCUUAGACAUGCAGCCUUAACAGCGUCUUUGGUUUUUAUGUUUUGGACGGAAUACUGUAACUGCUAAUCUUGUAACUUAAAAUGUUGUGUGUAGCAAGUAAAAAGAAUCCAGUGCUCUUAAUAUGAACAAAACAUUUUCCAUAUAAUUGUCUUUCAUCACUUUCUGCCAGUUUAACUGGUUUUGUGGCUGGUUUUCUUCAACAACCUAUCUGUUUUCUUUGUUAUCCAUCAAAAUGUAGUUUACAAAACAGACAUAGUAAAAAACCAGCCAACCAAACAAACAAACAGGAGACAGUACUGUUAAGGAAGGUUAUGAAAACAGUCUGUCAGAUUAUACUUUUCAAAGAUUCUUCCUGGGUGACCUAUACCUUUCUGAUUAGGUUAUUAUAGAAAUGUGUUUUUUUGUGGGAUUAGACACACUUUUGUGUAACACGUAUGUCUUAAUGGUUUACCGAUGGUGAAAAUGGAAUGUCUGGAAACGAAA
Triplophysa dalaica is the source of this 1336-nucleotide messenger RNA. It is a transcript of the gene cidea, whose product is annotated as cell death inducing DFFA like effector a. NCBI's taxonomy places the organism in Eukaryota, Metazoa, Chordata, Actinopteri, Cypriniformes, Nemacheilidae. The record is from RefSeq and is a predicted model, not a curated record. Bases 17 to 778 code for a protein of 253 amino acids. The transcript has 5 exons. Gene Ontology annotation, biological process: regulation of apoptotic process; apoptotic process.